Messenger RNA from Papilio polytes (common Mormon), 2432 nucleotides. RefSeq names its product protein kinase DC2 (gene Pka-C3). Bases 208 to 1299 code for a protein of 363 amino acids. The record is from RefSeq and is a predicted model, not a curated record. The transcript has 7 exons. Gene Ontology annotation, biological process: protein phosphorylation. Gene Ontology annotation, molecular function: ATP binding; protein serine/threonine kinase activity. Lineage: Eukaryota; Metazoa; Arthropoda; Insecta; Lepidoptera; Papilionidae.
GUGAGAAGCGAGCCGCGGUGAGGAACAAACGCGUCUCUCGACGUCUUUGAAUCGCGUUCUCCCACUCGUUUCACGUUAUAACUUUUAAUUCAUUUAAAAUUGUAUUAUUAAAAUUCAAUAAAAAUUAGUCGGUGUUUUUUCAAAUAAUGUUUUAAAUCUCGUUUAAUUUAUUUUUCUCAUUAGAACAUUGUGACAAAAACUUUAAAAAUGAUGAUGGCCAGUGCAAAGUUGGUGCGGGAGUGCAGCUCGGAGUUGAGCUCCGACGUGCGCUCCCUGUCCGUAGCCUCCUCCUCCGAGGAACAGGAGUCCACCACCGCCACGGAGUCAGAUUAUUCUGAAGAGGAAAAGGAAUACGAAUUGGAUGAUUUGCAGAUUUUAAAAACUAUAGGUACGGGUACCUUCGGGCGAGUGUGCUUAUGCCGGGACAAGGCAGCGGACGAGUACCUGGCGAUGAAGAUACUGUCCAUGGCCGACGUAAUUCGCCUCAAGCAAGUCGAUCAUGUCAUGAACGAGAAAAACAUACUCGCUGAAGUUAAUCACCCCUUUGUCGUUAAUCUGCGAUGGUGGACCCACGAUGACUCCUGCCUGUACAUGCUGUUCGAGUACGUGUGCGGCGGCGAGCUGUUCUCUUACCUGAGGAACGCUGGCAGAUUCAGUAAUAGCAUAGGUAACUUUUACGCGGCAGAGAUCGUAUCGGCGCUAGAGUACCUACAUGCGAGAAACAUCGUGUACCGAGACCUUAAACCUGAGAACCUGUUGCUAGCUAAAGAUGGACAUUUGAAGAUAACCGAUUUUGGCUUCGCAAAGAAACUAACAGAUCGGACAUGGACGUUAUGUGGAACACCGGAGUACUUGGCACCUGAGAUUAUACAGAGCAAGGGGCACAAUAAAGCUGUUGACUGGUGGGCAUUAGGUGUGCUUAUUUAUGAAAUGUUAGUCGGCUACCCGCCUUUUUACGAUGACAACCCGUUUGGCAUAUAUGAGAAAAUCCUUAACGGUCGAGUUGAUUGGCCGCGCCACCUCGACCCCAUUGCCAAGGACCUUAUCAAGAAGCUCUUAGUGCAAGACAGAACAAAAAGGCUCGGAAAUAUGAAGUGCGGAUCUGAAGACGUUAAAAGGCACAGGUGGUUCAAGCAUUUGGACUGGGCGGACGUGUUCAUGAAGAAAUUACAGCCGCCAAUAAUGCCUACGGUGUCGUACGAAGGAGACACAUCUAAUUUCGAUGAGUACCCCGAGACGGAUUGGAAAGCGGCGCGUGCGCUCGACCCGGACGAACUCAAACUCUUCUCUAACUUUUGAUGCACUUACACAAUAAUUUAGAUUUCGAAUACUUUAUAAAUCUGUACUUUGUUGCAAACAUUUACAGCCAUUUGCCAUUAGAGAUAGAAAUGGAAAUUGGAUAUGUUUAAAGAUGUUUUAACUUCUUUUGUUUUUUUCAAAAGUUGUUAUUUUGCAAAUUAAUAUAUUAAUUGUUUAGUAACUACUAACGUGUCUACGGUUUAUACAUUAUUGUAUGUGUAGAACAAUAUCAACUAUGUUCCUUUUUGCAUUAGAUGUAUUGUGUAGAAAAGAAAGGAUUAAGUGAUUUUUUAAAUCUUUGUAACAUAUAGUUUGUUGUUAAUUUGUCCAUACACGGUUUACAAUUUCAACAUAUACAUACUGUACGAAAUAUUAAAUUGCAUUUAAACCUUUGAGAAUACCAACAAUAAUCGAAAUUUAAAUAAAUUUUCUGAAACAACAAACUUUAAAUUAUAAAGUGUGGUCCCCGUGAAUGAAAACAUAAUCUUUGAGUUUUUUUUAUUACAUUAGGUACUUCUUUAAGAAAUUAGCUAGUUGAAUGAAAACAAUCACUAUAAAUUUUAUAUCAAUUUAAAUAGAUUAUGACUAUAACAAUUCCAAGGCUUUCUAGUAAAAUUUUAAGCGUUUAUAAUAGUUUUAUCUUACGAUUUACUUGGAUUCUAAUCCGUCGUUUGUGAUUUUAAGAGUAGUAUUACUUAAGUAGAUUUAAGUUUGUAGUGUAUAAGUAUUUAUUUGUUAUUGUGGCUUAUGGCAUAUUAUCAUUUAGUUAUAUAAAUCAUCCAUCUUGCUUGCUGUUGGAGUAUCCAUUAUAUGUAAACAAAUAAUUUGAAACCUAUUCCCACAAGACAUCAAGCCAAAGCCAAUGUAAAGAUAACUUAGAGACUCAGUUUAUGGUACACACUAUACGUGGAUUUAUUACUAGCUAAUAUUUGUGAAUAUUAAGUUGUAAUUUAUGUCUCGCCAUAUUUUGUUUUCUGUGAUCCUUUUAGUCACGAUAACCCUGCGAUGUAUUCGAUAAACUCGAUGUUACAAUACACAGCAAAUCGAUUGUACUAAAGCAAACGAAAUAUUAAAUAAUAUUAUAACAGGGUUUAUAAUAUAAAAUAGAUUAAAUCGAUGUAAAUAUUCACGAA